This is a messenger RNA of Electrophorus electricus (electric eel), 2608 nucleotides long. RefSeq names its product non-SMC condensin I complex, subunit H (gene ncaph). Gene Ontology annotation, biological process: mitotic chromosome condensation. Gene Ontology annotation, molecular function: chromatin binding. NCBI's taxonomy places the organism in Eukaryota, Metazoa, Chordata, Actinopteri, Gymnotiformes, Gymnotidae. The record is from RefSeq and is a predicted model, not a curated record. Gene Ontology annotation, cellular component: condensin complex.
AACCGUUAGGCGCUAAUUUUCAAACGAGACCGUGCUACGGACGUUUUCGGCUAUUAGGAUAUUGUAUUUACAAUAUCUUAUUGUUUUCAGUAAGCUUGUUUGAAAUUACCCGUCAUAUUUUCUGCUUGAGCCAUCGCGUACGUCCGCAGAACGGUAUGAGUGCGGUCAACACCCCGACCUCCCGGCCCCGACAGUGGUCUUCGCCGGCACCGGGGCACAAAACGAGCCUGUCUGCAGCGAGCACGCCGCUCCUGGGAUCUUUCCAAGGUAACGACGACGAGCAGGAGCGGCGUCAGAGGCGCAGGUCUAAAGUUAUAGACCUUCACGCAGUCGGGGACACGUCCAUCAGCGAGGCCGCGCCUUACAGUGGCACAGGGACCCCUGCCGCAGUACCGAAGCUGUCAUCUGCCCAGAUCUCUGAGCAUUAUUCCACAUGCAUCAAACUAUCGACCGAAAACAAAAUCACCACAAAGAAUGCAUUUGGUCUGCACCUCAUUGAUUAUAUGGCUGACAUUCUCAAGCAGAAAGAUUCUGAGCUUAACUUCAAGGUGGCUGCAGGAACUCUGGAUGCCAGCACUAAGAUCUAUGCUGUGAGGGUAGAUGCGGUCCAUGCAGAUGCCUACAGAGUGUUGGGUGGUCUGGGCUCAGAGACCAAGCCAAAAGAGGGUCCGGAGGGGACGGAGGAGGCAGAGUCAGUGGAGAGUACUCUGAGUGAGCAGACGGCCGCCAGGCAGGCCCCCAGGAAAAGACCACCCAAGAAGACAGUGGAGCAAAACCUGAACAACAUCAAUCUCUCUGAGGCUGAGAUGAAGUGUGAGGUGGACCCCAUGUUCCAGCGCAUGGCGGCGUCGUUCGAUGAGAACAGCACAGCCGGCGUGUUCCUGUCUGUGCUUUCCAGCGAGGACAGCCGUUGCGAGCUGCGAUUCCCCUCCCACCUGACACUGCUCUGCACGCGGGAGCCCUGCCCGCAUGCCCCCGCACAGAACAUGCCCGCCUCGCCAUUCGCAGCUAGUCUAAAGGCCCUAGAAGACAGGGUUAUCUGCCCAUCUCUGCAGGAUUUCUCCUUCACCCAGUGGACACCUGACCAGGGUACCAGCCUGAAUCAGCUGCUGGAGAAGAUGAAGCGGGGCGAGCACGCGUUCGACGUCAAUGCCGACGUUGAGCCGGACGAGGGCGAGGUGCCCAGCCUCGGCGACCACUUCGACGCAGACGAGGACGAGGGUCGCCAUGGUGACUGCGGCGAGGGGCUCGGCGAGCACACAGACGCUUGCACGCGGAUGAGCCCCGCAAAAGGACGGGGGGUUAUACCUAUCGGAGAGGCUGAUAUCACCACAAUGUGCCUUCAGCUGUCUGACCAGCCCAGGGAGUACUCAUACUUCAGCCCCCGUACCAUGGCCACUUGGGUCGGCCCAGGCUACUGGCUCUUCAAGCCCACACACAAACAGGAUCACAAGCCAGAGAAGGAACAGAAAAAACGAGCACCAAAAAGCCCCUUGGUCAUCGACUUCAGUGAAGAUAUUCACUUCCACAACUACUUCCGCACAACCAGAGCAGCGACUACCAUCAGCAGGUCCGCCCUGAACAGCACCAAUAAGAAAACCACGCUGCCGUCGGACUUCCAGUAUCCGCUUAGCAACCUCUCCCAACUCAACCUCAAGCCCUUCUCCAUGCUCAGUGCAGUAGAGAAGAAGAGGUUGUCCGGUGAGCUGAGUGAAGAAAUUGGAGAGUACGACUACAACAAUGCCAACGACACUGCCAACUUCUGCCCAGGGCUGCAGGCUGGGGACAGUGAUGAUGAUGCUGAAGGCUUCACGGUAUCAGAUGAGACUCAGCCGGUGGCUGACAGGCUGAACCCCUUGACCUUUGACCCAAACGGCAUCUCCACAUACGGGGAAGACUGCCUGGUUCCCGAGCCCCACAAGGUCAACAUCAUCGAGAUUAAUUAUGCCAAGACGGCCAAGAAGAUGGACAUGAAGAGACUGAAGAACAGCAUGUGGACCCUUCUGACCCACAGCACAGAGAAGCCAGCCUCGCAGGUGGAGAAUGAGGUGCCUACAGAAGUAGCAGGUGAAAAGUCCUUCAGCCAGUCCACACGGACCCUCCUACAGAGGCUGCCGUCCACCAUGGCCAGUAACCUGUCUGUGCCUCUUGCGUUUGUUGCCCUUCUGCAUCUAGCCAACGAGAAGAACCUGGAGCUUCACAAAGUGGAUGACAUGUCUGAUAUCGUCAUCAAACAAGGACACUGAAGGCGCAUGCAACUUUUGUUUUCUUUCUUUUUUUUUUAAAGGUAUUUUAAUAUGAAUGCUUUUUAACAAUGUACAGUGUGAGUUGUAUUAUAUGACAAAUUAUCUACUUCUCUGUAACUCCCCUUUUCCAUUUUAAAGUAAUAAAUGCUGUCUUACUGUGAAUAGAAAAGAAAGCUUUAUAGUAUGUUUGGACUAGGUAAAUAAAAAGAGGCAGGAAUGUUAACAUUUCACGGCCUUUAAUAUUAUGAAGUGAAAAUGUUCCGUUUGAGAUCAUGGCUUUGUCUCCUAAAUUGUAAACGAACAGGGUGGAUAGUAUUUGUAUUCUCGCUUUUUAUUAAACUGGACACACCUGUUUCUUCCAA